This is a messenger RNA of Penicillium taxi, 1842 nucleotides long. Its product is annotated as methylenetetrahydrofolate reductase (NAD(P)H) MET13. The record is from RefSeq and is a predicted model, not a curated record. Lineage: Eukaryota; Fungi; Ascomycota; Eurotiomycetes; Eurotiales; Aspergillaceae. Bases 1 to 1842 code for a protein of 613 amino acids. Gene Ontology annotation, biological process: tetrahydrofolate interconversion. Gene Ontology annotation, cellular component: cytosol. Gene Ontology annotation, molecular function: FAD binding; methylenetetrahydrofolate reductase [NAD(P)H] activity. The transcript has a single exon.
AUGCAUAUCCGAGAGAAGCUUGCCCAGAAUGAGGAGGCAGGGGAGCCGGGAAUUUCCUUCGAAUUCUUUCCUCCUAAGACUGCUCAGGGUGUUCAGAACCUUUAUGACCGCAUGGAUCGCAUGCACGGAUUAGGUCCCUCGUUCAUCGACAUUACAUGGGGCGCAGGCGGUCGUUUAUCGGAUUUGACUUGCGAGAUGGUCGGUGUGGCCCAGUCCGUCUAUGGAUUGGAGACAUGCAUGCACCUGACUUGUACUGACAUGCCUCGGGAGAGAAUUGAUCAAGCCCUGCAGGCUGCCUACAAGGCGGGAUGUACCAACAUUCUGGCUCUUCGCGGCGAUCCUCCUCGAGACCAGGAAACCUGGGAGGCUACCGAUGGUGGAUUCCGCUAUGCAAAGGAUUUGGUCAAAUACAUUCGGGAAAAGUAUGGCAAUCACUUUGACAUUGGUGUGGGCGGCUACCCGGAGGGUGCUGAUGACAACCCGGAUGUUGACCUCUUGAUCGACCACCUGAAGGAGAAGGUCGAUGCAGGUAGCUCAUUUAUCAUCACUCAGAUGUUUUAUGAUGUUGAACAUUUCAUUGACUGGGUCAAGAAAUGCCGCGCCAAGGGAAUUAGUGUUCCAAUCAUUCCAGGCAUCAUGCCAAUCCAGACUUAUGCUUCUUUUAUUCGUAGGUCUACCUGGACCAAGACCCGUGUGCCUCCCGAGUGGAUGAAAGCCUUGGAGCCCGUCAAGAAUGAUGACUCUGCAGUGCGUGAUGUUGGAAAGCACUUGAUCGCCGACAUGUGUCGCAAGAUCCUGGCGUCUGGCAUCAACCACCUUCAUUUCUAUACAAUGAAUUUGGCACAGGCAACCAAGCUAGUCCUUGACGAGCUAGGUCUUACACCAUCUGAUGGAUCUCCUGUCCAUCGCAGUUUGCCAUGGCGUCCAUCUCUUGGGUUGGGCCGACGAUCAGAAGAUGUGCGACCCAUCUUCUGGCGCAACCGCAACUCGUCCUACAUUGCCCGCACCCAAACAUGGGACGAAUUCCCCAACGGUCGCUGGACUGAUUCUCGUUCGCCUGCCUUUGGUGAGCUUGAUGCAUACGGCGUCGGAUUGAAGGGUACGAAUGAGCAGAACAUCAAGCUAUGGGGCGAGCCAAAAUCCAUCAAAGAUAUAUCUGCAAUUUUCCUUCGUUUCUUGGAGGGCAAGCUGGAUCGACUGCCGUGGAGUGACAGCCCCAUUUCCGCCGAGGCAAACGAUAUCAAAGAUCUUUUGCUCAACUUGAACAGCCGUGGAUUCUUGACUAUUAACUCUCAACCCGCCGUUAAUGGCGUCAAGUCUUCUCAUCCCAUCUACGGUUGGGGUCCCAAGAACGGUUUCGUUUACCAAAAGGCUUACCUCGAGCUUCUGGUCCCACCCUACUUGAUCGAUGAGCUGAUCAGCCGCAUUGACAGCAAUGAAGACCUCACUUAUCUCGCCAUCAAAAAGGAAGGCGAGUUGCGUACCAACACCCUUGACAGCCCCAAUGCUUUGACCUGGGGUAUCUUCGCUGGACGAGAGAUCAUCCAACCUACAAUCGUUGAGACUAUCAGUUUCCUGGCCUGGAAGGAUGAGGCUUACCGACUGGGCGAUGACUGGUACAAGUGCUACGAUGCCGCUGGUCCCAGUCGGAAGCUCAUCCAGCAGACGAUGGACACAUGGUACCUGGUCAACAUCGUUGACAACGACUUCCACCGGUCCAGUACUCUCUUCGAACUUUUCAAGGACCUGGAAGUCAAGGACUUCGAUGUCGAAAUCGAACUACCAAGUAAACCGGACACAAAUGGCACCUCCGAGCAGAACGGUACUCUGAUCGAAAACUAA